Molecule: messenger RNA, 3916 nt
Organism: [Torrubiella] hemipterigena
Lineage: Eukaryota; Fungi; Ascomycota; Sordariomycetes; Hypocreales; Clavicipitaceae
Source: the annotation of a GenBank genome assembly
CGAGGCCGUCACUCCCACCGAGCACCUCUUGCAUGCGCUGGCAUAAAAAACAAAUCCGUGAAAAAUCGUGCAUUUUGGAUUUUGUCGUCCCAAUUUCCUUUUUGCAUCGAGCAUUCCUGUGCUCUUUGUGUAUCGCGGCGUACCGAGGAUUUCGGGGCAAGAAAUAAGGGCAGCCAGUGACAACUGACUCAGCAAAAUUUUGUCCGCGACUGAACUGCCCGCAUUCGAUCAUCGCCCAGCGACAGCCGUUGCAGGAAGCAAAGCAACCGAAACCACCACCACAUCGUUCUUCAAUCUUCGCUUCUGCGUCCAAUCACGAGGUCAGCCAUCGUCGCAGGCGACAGACCAACUCUUAGAUCCCCCCGCUGGACCGAUCCUGCACAUGCAUCUGCCGCCUCGCAAACCAUUGCAAUUGGCAAGAUGGCGGAGCCGGCGCAACCACAGCCCAUGUCGAUACCGACAACAGACAUUAAGGAGGAACACGAUUUGAUGGGCCUCGAAGGCAUCGACUUUAGUCUUCCGCCAGAGCUUUCUUCAAAACGACCCCUCGAGGAAGAGCCUGUUCCCAGCACAGAAAACCCAGAUGCUAAACGAUUAAAAGCCGAGACGCACCAGGCCGAGGAUUCGCUGGAAGAUGGGCUUGCGCUGCUCGUGCAGAACGCGCUGUCCAAUGUUGGCGAUCUUGUCGACCAGUUUGGUCCGCCGCCCGACGAGCCUCCUACUACCGAAGACGUGAUGGAUUUGGAUGCCGUGUCGGCUUUGGACUUGCCACAGCCAGCACCGACGUUUUAUGAGGAGCCGUUAAAGUAUAUUCGUCAUGCGCAAUCGCAGACGCUGAUUAACCUCACAUUUUCUCUACUCUACGCAUUUGUCCAACAUCAACCUGUCGAAGAGCUCAUGAAGCUGAUGAAGGAUGGCCAAUCCGAGCACUGCAAAUCAUAUAGGCAGCUGCGUCGCGUCUUUAGCAGCAGUCUCGCCACCUUUUCCGAUAACUCGCUCCUGACUGUUGCUGACCUGGAAGGCCUUGACGAUUGCCAGGCCGCAAUCGACCUUAUUAACCUCGCCCAAUUCCUCUCGUGGCUUGUCGACGACACAACAGAGUCCUAUUCAGAAGCCAACACACACUUCUUCACCAUCUUCCCCAUGCAAUUCUCAGAGCUGCCGCACGGCGCAUCAGAUGCCCUCCUCGCCAUUCGCACACAAUUCGCCAUAAAGAAGCUCGUCUCAAAAGCUGAGGGGGUUUCCAUCGCACAAGUUCUACAGGAGAAUCUUGUCGAUGGUUUAGAAGAGAAGCUGCGCGCUCAGCACGGCGGAACAGCCAUGACAGAACAGGAGACGCCGUUCGUUGAGACCGCCAAGGCGAGAAAAGCAUCUCUUGAGACAGAUACAAGGGAGCAGAUCAACAUUGUAUCCCUGCGUGAGAAGCAUCAACCGCAAAUGCCGUUGCAGAGCCUUUCCAAUUAUGUGAAGAGCCGCCUCGUCGCCCACUCUGACCUCGCUAGCAAAUUCGGAAUCUCAAUUGAGCUGCCUCCGGAGCCAAUUGACAUUGAGUCGUUUGCCGACUCCAUGGGAGAUGCUGAGCUUGAUUUGGAUGACCUCUCUUCGUUCUUUGAGAAGACUGCGUCUGGUCUCGUACAGGAUGCGCUUGCUGGUCUUACUGAACAAGAGACUGGCGAGGGCUCUAACAAUCAUGCAGAUGACAAGGCAAACGGCGUCGCAAAGGCGAAUGGCAAGCCCGACUUUAUGACAGACUACAAGGAGCUCGAAGCCCUUGUUGCAGAGAGCACGUCGAACUAUGUCAAGACAACCCUCCAUGGUUUGUCCCCAGUACCGUACCAGCCCACAGUCCCGGCAAGCACAGCUGAAAGCAUGACAGCACAACUCCCAUACCUCGCUCAACUCCAACAACACCAAGCACAACACCCAUACUACACUUUCAGCCAGCCGCCCAUUGUCGAGCAACCUCCGUCACAGCCCGUUGCUGGUGAAAACCUCCCCCCGAACCAGACCUUCCCUAGCGCGAUACUAUAUGACAAGGCACGACAGGCAGCACUUUCAAAGUCUUCUGCACACACCCGUCGCGAAGGCCUCCACUCGACGCGCCGUCCCUGGACUCAGGAGGAAGAAAAGGCACUCAUGGCUGGUUUGGACAUGGUCAAGGGCCCUCACUGGAGCCAGAUUUUGACCUUGUUCGGCCAGAAUGGUACCAUUUCCGACAUACUCAAAGACCGAACACAGGUGCAGCUCAAAGACAAGGCUCGCAACCUGAAGCUGUUCUUCCUCAAGACCAACUCUGAGAUGCCUUACUACUUGCAAGCCGUCACCGGAGAGCUCAAGACUAGAGCACCCACUCAGGCUGCUAGAAAGGAGGCUGAAGAGCGUGCUAGGCUGAACUCCGAAGAAGACCAAGCGAAGCUGCAGGGCAUCAUGGCCUUGGCUGGCGGUUUGCAACAUCCUCAACACCGAACCGGUACGCCUGGUGCCGGCGGUGUUACCUCUGGAGUGCUCACGCCUGCCCAAGCGGCCAGUGCUGCGCAAGCAAGACCGGGCAAUGCCGCUGUCGCCCCUCGAACUGUUGCCCCAGCCCCAGGCCAGCACGGCGUACAAGCUGCCGGGCGUCCUCAGACUGGACUCCCACCACAUGUGCCUCGACCCCAAGCCCAGCAAGGCCAAACAGGUCAGCCUGGCCAGCAGCAGGUGCAAAUUCAAAUGCAGCAGGGAUAUGGCCAGCAGCCUCAGCAGCAUCAACAGAUCCGCCCUGCGCAGCCACAACAGGCCCAGCCUGGACAGCCCGGCGCUCGCCCUGCAGUUCAGCAGAAUGGUGCCAUGGCUGCUCCUCAGCAAAGACCUGGUGUUGCUGCUCCCGGGGCUAUGCCCCAAGGUCAAGUUGGCCAAGUCCAGGCACAACGGCCGCAGAAUGCCACUGCAAGCCCAGGAGCUGUUGGCAUGAAGCUGCCCCAGCAAGUUCAGCAGCCUCAAGUGCAACAAGCACAGCAUCAACCACAGCAUCAACAGCCGCAACAGCAACAGCAACAACCACAGCAGUCACAGGCAGCACCGAGCCAACCCAAGCCCGCAGAGCCUAAGCCUGCCGAAGUGAUGCCCAUGUCGCAAGAGGCCGCCCAGGAAGCCAUGAAUGCCGCCGAGGCAGCUCUCCUUGAAGAGCUCAAGGCUGUAUCAUAGGCUGAUCACAGUUGAAGGCUUAACAUACAGGAUACGCAGAAGCGUGUAUAUACAUAUAUAGUACUACUACUACUCACAGCGCACCGGAUUACGACUUUGAACGAAUGGCGAUGGGGUUUCCCAAAAAUGGGGUAUUAUGAUGAAAAUGCAGGGCGCAAUGUUUUUGUCAUAGUGUAUUCUCUUUUCUUCUUCACGUUUUGCAGUCCCUUUUCUCUUGGUAUUUUUGGAUGCUUUUUUUUUUUUAAGUUGCGUGAUUCUGGGAGACGGAUACGAUACCACCACGACGCCUGUAUUUGCAAGGGGUUUUAUAGUUAAUAGGAUAGGCGCGCCAAGCAAUCAAUGCACAUUUUGUUUUUUAUUUAGAAAUGGUUUCUACUGUUAUUUGGUGAAUAUGUGUAGUCUUUUCUUGUAGCUCUUAGUCUUUGUAUGCGGGGUUUGAGAGAGGUGGUAGUAGUUAGCAUGUGGUAUCAAAUGACAUGCAUUUUGAGUAGAUGGGUGCACAUGACCAACGCACCUUUCACGCGACGUGCGCAAAAGCAUAUGAUACGCGUCUUGGGAUUCAGGACGCGUUCUCUGAAACUGGAAUUAGAGUUUUUGUAUUUUACACUGCUGUGUUUAGGGGAGCACAGGCUAGUGGUGUGCAGCUAUGAGAGUUGCCUUUGGCAGUUGAGGUUGCGAUAUAGCUAAGCAGUUCUGUAUACUACUUUUCGAUAUUGGUGUGUAUAAAUAAAUA